Hippocampus comes (tiger tail seahorse) is the source of this 5456-nucleotide messenger RNA. RefSeq names its product dystrophin-like. The record is from RefSeq and is a predicted model, not a curated record. Lineage: Eukaryota; Metazoa; Chordata; Actinopteri; Syngnathiformes; Syngnathidae. The transcript has 39 exons. Gene Ontology annotation, molecular function: protein binding. The coding region runs from base 51 to 5456 and encodes 1801 amino acids.
UGCAGGAGGACCUUGAGCAGGAGCAGGUACGGGUCAACUCGCUGACCCACAUGGUGGUGGUGGUGGACGAGACCAGCGGGGACAGUGCCACUGCUGCCUUGGAGAGCAAACUUCAGGUGCUCGGUGACCGCUGGGCAGCCAUCUGUAGAUGGACAGAAGAACGCUGGAUUCUGCUACAAGAGAUUCUUUUGAAAUGGCAACACUUCACAAAUGAGCAAUCUUUAGUUGACUCGUGGCUGACUCAGAAGGAGGAAUUGGUUCGUUCGAUCAAGACCCCCAAUGAAAAGGACCACUCCGCCACAAUGGCUUGCCUGCGCCAUCUUGCCAUUGUCAAGGCAGAGCUGGAUGUGAAGCGCCCCACCAUGGACAAGCUGUGCGCCAUGAGUCAGGACCUGCUCUGCAGUGUCAAGAACAAGGAGGUGGCCAGCAAACUGGAGGCCAGGCUGGAUACUUUGACUCAACGUUGGGAUCGACUGGUUCAAAGUCUGGAUCUCAUCAGCGCCCAGCUCUCACCGGUCGUCACCGCGGCAUCCCCCGAGCCCGAAAUGACCCACUCAGGCACGGCGAGUGUUACCAAGGUGACGAGGGAGAGUGUAGCGGCACUACGCCAAGCCCGAGAGUCCCCACCCCAGAAGAAGAGGCAGGUGGUCGUAGAUUCGGAACUCAGGAAAAGAUUUGAUGUGGACUUCACAGAGCUUCACAGCUACAUGACUCGAGGCGAGGCCAUCCUGCACAGUCCGGAGUUCUCUGUGUCCCGCAAAGAAGGCAGCAUUCAGGACCUUUAUGACAAAGUGCAGCUUAUAGAACGGGAACGACCAGAAAAGUACCGGAAGCUUCAAGAAGCGACGCGCACAGCACAGACCCUUGUUGAGCAGGAGGGGACUCGGGCUGAGGACAUCGCCCAGGCUGCCGAGCAGCUGAACCAGCGCUGGGUCGGCUUUUGUGCUCUGUUGGCAGACAGGCUGGUAUGGCUGGCCUACCAGACAAAGGUGCUGGCAUUCUACAGCUUGUACGAGCAGUGUGUGCAGGCAGUGGAUUUCAGUGAUAACUGGCUCAAGGUUCAGCUGCCACCGUCACCAGAACCCGAGGCGCUCAGGGUGCAACUGGACCGAUGCAGAGAGGAAGUGGCCCGUCUGGCCUCUCUACAACCACAAGUGGAGCUUUUAGAUAAACGUUUGAAGGAGCUGAAGAGGGAGAAAGAUGGGGAGGAGGACGCGUCGGCCUUCCUGGAUGCAGACAUCACCGUCUUCAAAGAACACUACCGCAAGGUUCUGGAGGACCUGAGGGCGAGAGAGAGGCAGCUUCAGCUAAUUUUGGAGAGCUUGCCCCCGGCACGUUAUAAGGAGACGAUCUCCACGCUCUUAGCGUGGUUACAGGAAUGUGAAGCCAAACUGGCGAUUCCAUCCACAGCUGUUACCGAGUAUCCUAUUAUGGAGCAGAGAUUGAAGGACAUGGAGGCACUGCAGGUGGCGCUGACUAGUCACCAGGGGCAAGUGGACUACCUGACAUCUGCUGUGGAGCAGGUCUUCCAGAAAGCUCCGCCCGAAAUCUGCCAGAAGUAUCACGCUGAGAUGGACAACAUCAUGGCACGCUGGAGGCGCCUCGGCACCAUGUUGACAGAUAACAGCAAGACAAUCAAAGAGCUCAUGGCCAAACUCGUGCAGUUUGAGAAUGAUGUGAAGACGUUAAAGAAGUGGAUGGCAGAUGUGGAUGUCUUCCUGAAUGAGGAAUGGCCCGCUCUCGGAGACUCGGAAGCACUGGAGAAACAGCUGGAACAAUGCACGGCCUUGGUGAACGACAUCCACACCAUCCAGCCAAGCGUCAACGGAAUCAACGAAGUGGGCCUGCAGCUGAAGAAGGAGGCGGAGCCCCCUUUUGCCAUUCACAUUCAGAAGGAGCUGGAUGACCUGAAUGCCCAGUGGGAGAACGUUUGCAAACAGGCUUAUGCGAAGAAGUCAGCUCUGAAAGGUGGCCUGGAUAAGACCAUGGCCCUCAGGAAGGAGAUGCAGGAGAUGCAGGAGUGGAUCAACCAGGCUGAGGAAGACUACCUGGAGAGAGACUUCACUUACAAAACACCCGAAGAACUACGCAAAGCUGUGGAAGAGCUCAAACGAGCCCAGGAGGAAGUCCACUCCAAGGAGCUCAAGGUUAAACUCUUGACUGACAGCGUGAACAGUUUCAUCGCCAAGGCGCCGCCCACUGCUCAUGACGCCCUGCGUUCAGAGCUUGACGUACUGAAGGUCAACUACCAGCGCCUCUGUAGCCGCCUGGAUGGAAAGUGCAAAACUCUGGAGGAGGUUUGGGCGUGUUGGUGCGAGUUGCUGUCCUAUCUGAAGCAGGAAAACGCCUUCCUGGACCAGCUGGAGCGGAAACUCGAUGAAAUCGACAACCUCCAAGGAGGAGCAGAGGAGCUGCGGGAGGCGCUAGAUGGAAUCGAGGUUCUCCUGCAACACCCCGAGGACAACAGAAACCAGAUUCGGGAACUGGCCCAAACUCUGAUGGACGGCGGUGUUUUGGACGAGCUCAUUAUGCAAAAACUGGAUGCCUUCAACGCACGAUGGGACGCGCUCAUGGCGAGGGCGUCUCUCAGGCAGAAGGAACUGGCCAAAAGCCUCCAGUGGGCCCAGGAGAAUGACAAGACGCUCGUGUCCAUCCAGGAGUCUCUGGCCAACACUGACCGCCACCUGAGGGCAUACUUGGCCGACAAUAUUGAUGCUCACCAGAUACCUCAGGAGGCUCAGAAGAUCCAGUCAGACUUGAGUGGCCAUGAUGCAUCCUUGGAGGAGAUGAAGAGAAAGAAUCAGGAAAAGGAACCGUCACAGAGGAUGACUGGACAGAUAGAGCUGACACAGAAAAUGCUGACCGACGUGUGGACCAAGUUCCGCCUCUUCCAGAAGCCGGCCAACUUUGAAACUCGCCUGGCUGAGUGCGAACGCGUGCUCGCCGGAGUCAAAGGUCAGGUGGGGGUGCUGGACAUUCGCAGUGUAGAGCAGGACGUGGUGCAGUCUCAGCUGGAGCAGUGCAUGAAGUUGUACAAGGUGCUGAGCGAGGUGAAAGGCGAGGUGGAGACGGUGAUCAAAACGGGCAGGCAGAUCGUGCAGAGGCAACAGACCGAGCAUCCCAAAGAGCUGGACGGGCGCGUGACGGCGCUCAAACUGCUGUACAACCAGCUCGGAGCGCAGAUAACAGAGAGUAAAUUGGAGCUAGAGAAGAGUCUGAAGCUGUCCCGGAAGCUUCGCAAGGAGCUCAUUGGGCUGACAGAAUGGCUUGCGGCCACUGAUGCAGAACUGACAAGGCGUUCCGCUGUCGACGGUGUGCCCAGUGACCUGGAAGCUGAGGUGGCGUGGGCACAGUCCAUCCAUGCUGAGACAGAGAAACGCCAGCCACAGCUGCAGGCCGUGGUGGAUCUGGCCGAGGCCCUGAAAGCCGUUCUUCGGGUCCAUGGCAGCCUAGUGGACGACAAAGUCAGCCUGCUGCACUGCAAUUGGAUUGCUGUCACAUCCCGAGCGGAGGAAUGGCUAAACCUGCUGCUGGCCUACCAGCAGCAGAUGAGGAAGUUAGAUGGACAGAUUGAGGAAGUGAACAGAUGGAUCGACGGAGCGAAUAAAAAGAUGGAUGAGCUCGACGACCGGGGACCCAAUGAUGCUUCGAUAAAGGUCCUGCGUGCCGAGCUGGAGCUGACGAGGAAAAAGAUGGAGGAAGUGAAAACGUUGGCACAGGAGCUGAUGACAACCAGGGGGGAGGAUUGCCAGGCCCAGGUGGGGCCUAAAGUGGAGCUUUUGACCCAGAGAUUUGACACGAUUGCACAACGCAUCGCCUCCGGACUGACGGCAGCAUCGGCCAAAGAACUGGAGCAGUAUCACCGCGAAGCUCAGAUUUGGUUGAAUCUCCUGGAGGAGGAAGCAAAACAAGGCGAGAACCUCAAGGAAGACGACUUCAGGGAAAACAAGGACUGCGAGGAAGGUGCGGUGAAGGAGUUAUUGUUGAGAGGAGAGAAUCUGCAGAAGAGAGCCCCAGAUCAGGACAAGAGAGAACAGAUCAGACUGAAACAAAAGCAGCUCGGCAACAAGUACCAAACCGUCAAGGACCUUCGCGUGCUCAGGAACAGGAAGGCGCUCGCCAUUGCCCCUCAGUGGUACCAGUACCGAAGGAAGUCACAUGACCUCCUGGCCUGGCUGGACGACAUCCAGCGAAGUGUCGAUCAGCUGCCCGACCCUGCGGAGGGCGAGAGGGUCAAGGAAAUUGUCUCACAGACGGCCCGGAAGAAGGAGGAGCUUAAGGAGGUGCAGGGCUUAGCCAAUCAGCUCUCAGAGGCUGGAGCCGCCAGUCUAGUGGAGCCCCGGCAGCUCCAGCUCAACACACGCUGGGCCGAGGUGGAGGGCAAGCUCAAACCCUUUCAAAGGCAAUGUGAUUACCUGGCGGAGCUGCAGGCGCUGCUAAAUUCCGUGGCGGAGGCGGACUUCAAACUGAGCUCCCCGGAAUACUGGCCCGCGGCUUAUUACGACCUCCCUCAACAGGAGCGCUGCCUGAAGGAAGUCAGAGCAAUCAUUGACAAACUGCGUGCUCCGGUGGAGGCGGCGCUGUCUCGCAGACAGGAAGUGGCGGCCACCGCCCGACCUCUGGAGGGCCAGCGGAUCCACCAAAGCGCCACCCAACUUGGAACCAACUGGGACAAACUGAACAAGCUGCACAAAGAGCGGCUCACGCUCUGGCAGGACUGCAACACCAAUUGGCACAAGUUUGUAGCAGACCAGAGGGCGCUCGAGGAAUGGCUUCAUGAAGCUGAGGGUGCCCUCAAGCUAGCCGAGAGCGAGCCGGCAGCACCAAGGCAGCACCUCAGGGACCUGACAGAAGCGAUACCGCUGCAAGAAGCGGCGUUGAACAGAGUGACCUCUGCAGGCGAGGACAUCAGCCGGAUGAGUACGCCGGAUGAUGUCUCCCGCCUCCGAGCGCAACUCAAAUUCCUCACUGCUCGCUGGGCGCAUGUCUGCGAGCAGCUCAAUGAGCGCCAGAGAAGAUCGGCCGAAGCGCGCACGACAGCGGCACAUCUGCAGGAGACGGUGGGUUCCAUGAUGGGUUGGCUCAACAAGGUGGAGGGGCUUCUGGGAAUCCCUCUGCAGCCUGCUGAGCCUCAACACAUCAGAGACACGCUGGGCCAAGUGCAGGCUUGUGUGGAGGAACUUCCGCGCAAGAAAGCAGCGGUGGUGGAGCUGAACAUGCGACAGAUUCCCGCCGACAAACAAAAAGACAUCCGGAUCAUCAACACUCGCUGGGAACAGGUGUCCAAGGCUCUGCCUGAACGACAGCUGGAGAUUGAGAAUCUGCUGAAGGAACUGGAUGGGCUUCAGGUUCAGUUGGACUAUCUGUCCAGCUGGGUGUUCAGAACCAGAACACAUCUGGAGCGCAAUCCAGAGGAACACCCGCCUGGCGAGAACGCCUCUUUCAGUUUGCUCUAG